GCUCAGUUUCACUUCGUCAUUCGGAGCUCACGGAUCGGGUCCGGGUCAGAACUGGAGAGUCUCCUUCCUCCGAACCUCCUCACGGACUGAGCUGGACCUCGUGCUGGUUCCGACGGCGUUGUUGCGUUGAAGUAACGAGUUUUCUCCGCUCUGAAGCGGUUUUUCCUCUGGACCCGUCUCACAUGUAGACUCGAUGACCAUGAGAACCCAGAACCCCAGGCAGACCUCCACACACACGCUUCCACCCCAGAAACCAGUCCUCCCGCAGGUCCGCUACCACCCCUCUAUUCAAGUCCCAGCAGACAAAACCGCUUCCACAGGCAGAACCUGGACCAGAGCAGCUACUGCAAGGCCCCUCCAGACCAGAACCAACAGCGAGGACGUCAAAGGGAAAAGGGUUCCCAACAGACCUGAUCCUGAUGGUAAAACGAGACUUGGAGAGGAAACGACACCUACAGGUCCUGUUCUUUCUCAUAAACCAGGUCCAGCAGAUGGACCUUCAGCCAAAACCUCUUUAAGGGUCAGGACAAGCCAAACUUCCAGGGGUGGAACCACUUCUGCACAGUCUCAAAAGGGUGGCAACAAAACUGGGCCUGGCGUGAGACCAGAUCCUGAUGGAGAACAAGAACCAGCUCAUCCCAGACCUCAGCAGCUCCUACUGGACUCUGAAGUGAACCUGGACCAGGAUUUGGUGGAUCAGGUAGAGGUCUGGACUCGUGGGCAGAGGCUCAACAAGCACUGGUUCUCUUGGCGGAAGAACCGAAUCACGGCCUCCGUGGCUCACGGCAUCGCUCACUGUCGCUUUGUGAACGGCAAGAGUCAAACCCCGCCUCAGUCCUACCUGGACGCAGUCACAGGGGACAGGCCAAGAGUCCAGACCAGAGCCAUGAGCUGGGGGAUCCAGAUGGAGGCGGAGGCGGUCCGAAAGUACCAGGAGCUGAAGUCAGCGGUUUUGGGCCGUCCGGUCUCAGUUCAAGACUGCGGUCUGUACAUCGACCCUAAGCGGUCCUGGUUGGCUGCGAGUCCUGAUGGCGUCGUGACCGACCGCCGGACGGGCCAGCGGCUCCUCUGCCUGGAGGUGAAGUGUCCCUUCAAGCACCGACACAGGCGGGUGGAGGACGCCUGCCGGGAGGACCCCGCCUUCUGCCUGCAGCUUCAACCCGGACAUCCGCCUGGGUACCAACUGAAGACCACCCACAGUUACUUCACCCAAAUCCAGUGCCAGCUGGCCGUGACGGGCCUGCAGCAGGCCGACCUGGUCGUCUUCACCCUGCAGGAGAUGGCGGUGGUUCCGGUGAGCUUCCAGCCUGAGCUGUGGCAGGAAACCGUGUCCAAGCUGGAGCUGUUCUACACCAACGCCGUCCUGCCCCACAUCCGGCUCCAGCUGCAGAACCGUGCCGGGCCUGCAGCAAGAACCGAGCUCUAGAAGCUCCAGUCAGCAUCCAGAGACGCUCGGCGGGUCAGAACCAGGAGCAGCCCCCAGACCUAAUGUCCUUAGAUCACUGGUACUGCCAGUGUUAACACUUUUCCUCCAGAGCUGUGGGCAGUCACAGGAAACGGCACACCACCGCCACUUCUCCACCGCCACCUCUACUGAAAAUCCAUGGGAUCCUGAAGCGGAAAAAAGCCGUUUUCCUCCGGGUCAGAAUCCACUCCACUGCUGUAAAGUGUUGCUGCGUUUCUCCGCUUCAGAAUCCGUUGAAUUUCGUUGGUGUGUAAACGGUAAUUCUGCGAACGUUAGCGCUAAACGCUAAAACUCUGAUGUUACCGCGUUAGAAACGAGUGUCCGAGCAAAAGCAGAGAUGGAGCGCCACUUACAGAAAAUCACAUCUAGAGGUCAAAGGUCAAACUUUAGCCACACCCUUUUGCCUUCAGAUCCGUUCAUUAAGUAACCACUAGGGGGCCUGUUACAGUUAAAGGGUCUAUACCGGGGGUCUGCAACCUCCUUUAUCUCUCCAUGGUGGAUCUCUGGCUGAAGAAAAAUACAAUUAUAGUCACAAGUAAGGAUGACUUAGUUAGUAUUUACAGUGUGUAUACUCAGGAUUCACACUCCAGUGAUUCUUCUGCUCCUUUCUGUACGUUAAAACUCAAUCACACUUUCAGCAAUCUUGGUAUCAAAACAUUCAGGACGUUACUGCUUGUAUUUUUGGUAUUCAUAAACUAUAGUUUUUGAAAUAUUGA
Oryzias melastigma (Indian medaka) is the source of this 2181-nucleotide messenger RNA. RefSeq lists its product as uncharacterized. Lineage: Eukaryota; Metazoa; Chordata; Actinopteri; Beloniformes; Adrianichthyidae. The transcript is spliced from 5 exons. The record is from RefSeq and is a predicted model, not a curated record. The coding region runs from base 194 to 1426 and encodes 410 amino acids.